AUGGCAUUGGCUGUGGCAGAGGAUACAGGUGAGACUGAGGACAAAGCCACAGACAAGGAUGAUGCCUUUGACAUGCCCUGGAAGGUGGCCACUAUCAUGGAGCUGGGCCAAAGGGCUUAUCUGAGAGAAGAUGGUGUGCCUGAGUGGCUUUGGGCCAGAAUCCAUGAAGUCCUUGGGCUCAAAGCAAGUGCCUUCAAGUUUCUCAGAAACAGUUUGAAAGGGUUGACAGAGUUUUUGCAAAGGGAAGCACAGGUGGACCCUGCAGAGGUCAAAUACAACACUGGCAAAACACUUGAGGCAGGCAGGCUGUGGAAGGACCACACCUUAGAGUCUAGAGCAUUCUUUGGCCUUGGCUUUUGGAUCAUGCAAAACAAGCCACUGGCUGAGCCUGUGAAGCUGAAGGCUUUGAAAUUGGUCCAGCAGUUGGGGGGGAAAGCCUUAGACCAAGGGCUCAACUCUGGCUCCACCAUGGAUGGCAUGGUGAUUGACAGGGAGGGGGUUGUUCAUUAUGAGUGCCUUCAGCUGGUGCGCCCACAUUUUGUGAAAGGCUUGGACAAACUGUGGGCACACUGCCCAGGGGCCAUUGCAAUGUGGAAGAAGUUGAGAGGUGUUUUGUGGCAUGGGCAAUGCAUUUCCACUGCAAUUGAGUUUGCUUCCUUCUCAGACCUUACUUUCUUUGUGGGGUAUUUGGCAGCACAUCCCACCCAGCACAUGAAACAACAAAACAUGUGGCUUUGUUGUGGCAAGUUGCUUUUGCCCACAUUGUGCAACCAAUGUGGAUACUGGCUGGAUGGCAUGGCCACCCAAUUGGCCAAUGAAGAAUUGAGUACACUGCCAAUGCUGAAAACAAAGUAUGGCAAUGUUUGCAAGACCAUGGACCCAGUAAAUCGCAUGCUGUUAUUGAAGAAACUGCAGGCAGAGAAGGGAAAGCCGCGGAGGAGGAAGACGACGACAAGGAGGAGAGCGACAGGCAAGAACGGGGGGGGAGCGACGUCAACGGUGAGAGACAAGAUGGAGGGCUACAAGUGGAGCGACGCUGAGUGGGCAGAGUGGAACAGGAGGUGGCAAUGGGGUACCAGUUGGCAAACCAGCUGGACGCAGCACACCUCUGGGGAGAAGAAGGAUUCAGAGACCGGAGUCACGGGGGUUCCAGCCUCGGCUAUGCCUUCUACUGGGGUAGACCACUCAGAUCCAUGGCAGCGUCCCAAUGUGGAUCCUUGGUCACGGAGGACCUCUAUGUCAGGAGCACCUCAUGAAUCAGGACGACAUGAUGGAUGGUGGGGCACUCAGACCUAUCACAAAGGUGAUUACAGUGAUCCGCCUUCCUGGUCCGGAUGGGGCUACAGAUUGUGGCGAAGAGCUGUGAUUCGAUGGAAUGACCACACAGACAUCGCUGUCUGGAGACGAGCUGAUCGUGUGUUGCGCACCCUGGAGUGGGAUCUUCAGGCCAAGUUGGAUCACAUCUCCGAGGCCACCUUAGCCAGUCCGGCCUUCCUGACGGAGAUUCUCGCCGUCCUCGAUGUGCUCGCAGGAGAAAAGGCAGAUUCGGAGCGCAAGAGAGCAGUUAGAGCGGCUCUCUUCGAGGGUAGUCGACGAGCCGACGAAAGCAUCGCGCAAUAUGCUCUUCGUCGAGAGUCUCAGUUUGAGGUCGCCAGUCGCUACAUCACCUUGCCGGACGAUGUGAAGGGCAUUCUUCUUGAAGAGCAGUCUGGCUUGACGAAACAGGCCAUGCAGAAUCUCAGGGUGCUGACGAAGGGGCAGCACUCGUACUCGGAAGUGAAGAAGGCACUUCACGUCCUCGAUGUUGAAGAAGAGAGCAUGAUCAAACCAGGCAAGGUCAGCUACUUCGAGGACCUUGCUGAGUAUGCGGAGACCGACCUCGAGGACGACGACGACGAGGAGAUCUUUCUGGCCAUUGAGAACGAGCACGUGGCUGAGGAGGAAGCGGUUGCUCUCCUGGCUGACUUGCAGCAAGACAGGAGAAGAACGUGGAAAGAAAACAAGCUUCUCAAAGCCGCCAGGAGGAAAGAUCGCAGACAUUUUGACGACAAGAGUUCGAGGCCUGCGAGACCUUUCAAUCGGAGACGGAUGUCGGUUGAAGAGCUGAAGAAGAUCACGUUUUGCGGCAACUGCGGCAAGAAAGGGCACUGGCGUGAGGACUGUUCAGAAUCAGUCAAAGACAGCAGUCGUCAGCCAAAGACCAAGACCAAUGCUUUUGUGUUUUUGGGCAUCUCCGAGGAGGCUAAGAGCUCAGCGGCCUUUUUCCUUGGAGCCUUGUCCGAUGCCAAGUCUAUGAACGGAGCGUGCUUUCUGGAGCUCAACCCAGGUCAAGCCAUAGUCGAUCCCGGAGCAUCUCAGGAUCUCAUUGGCCUACCGAGCUUUGAGAAGCUGCAGACAAAACUAGCACGGGUUGGACUUCAAGCCAUCAAGUUGGAUGAAGCUCCAGGCAAGGCAGCAGGAGUGGGUGGCUCCGCCAAGACACUGUUCAUGGCGCUGUCUCCCUGCAUCCUGGGUGGACAGCCAGGGAUCAUCAAGCUGACCGUUGUUGAAGAUGACGUGCCACAGCUCCUUUCCAUAGGUCUCUUGGAGCAUGGUGAGGCGGUCAUUGACACCGGCACGGACAAAAUUCAUUUUAGGAAGUUCGGCACCGAAGCGCGCAUGACUCGACUGCCGUCUGGUCAUAGGACACUAGACGUGGCCGAGUGGAGCGGUGGAGAUUUUCCAAUUCCUGAGAAGCUCACCAGGGAGCUGGGACUAUGUCCCGGUGCCUUCAAUUUGAGCCCCUCUGCGCGUCGAGCAUAUAUGUCCGGGUUUGCGUGCUUUGGAGAUCGCAGUCAGCUCUUUCAAUUCUUUCAGAUUCAGAAGUCACAGGCGGACAGCGAAGCCUUGGAGAAUCAUUGGUAUCACUUCACUCGGAAGAUGAUCAUCAUGCAUGGCGGUCCGAGGGCAUUGGAGCGAUUGGGCAAGACAAUUUAUCAGGGCGACUUCACACCUUCCAGGGCCGAUGCGAGCGGAGUGAUGAAGCUUCCAGCUUGUCAGCAUCCCAAGGAAUACGAGGUCAAGGGAGCCAACCAGCACGGGACGUGGACCAGGUGCUCUCUGUGUCAGACCAAGACCAGCUAUGUGAAGUACAGCAAGGACAACCCUCCUCCUGCAGUACGCAGGAACAAGUCUGCGGCAGUGGAGACCCACGUGAGCGCUCAACCCAUGCCGAGGACUCCCAUGGCUUCAGGUUCAGCUGCCUCGACGAGUGCACUGAUGCCGGAUCUGGAGCAACUGCUGCAGGGUCAGACGCAACAGCUGACUCAGAGCACCGCGGCGGUCAUGUCUCAGGUGAUGUCCCCUGUGGUGGAAGGAUUUCAUCAAGCCCUGCGCUAUCAGGCCGAGGAGAUGCAGCGAUCUCAGGAACGUCAAGAGACACAGAUUCAGCAGCUGUUCCUGGCUCAACAGCGCAUCAUGAGGCAGACCGAUCCUGCCUGUCAGCCGGGUGCUGCCUUUCCGAUGAUGUCUCAGGAGGAGCUGCACCGGCGAAUGGCUCAGAGCUUGGCCAUGGCUCAGGGAUAUCCUCUUCCACCAGACGAGGAGGAGUGGGAUCGUGUCUCGGAGAACAUGAGCGGUGACCAGUUGAUUUUUCUGGUGAAGGAUGCUGAGCUUGUUGACGAUCUGGUGUGUGGUGACUACCCUGAGGGCAGAGAAGCCCAUUUGACGAAGAAACAGAAGCAGCUGCUGUUGAAUUCAUUAGAGCGAAUUUCCACGGAAUUCAGUCAUGGGUCAAAGAACCCCGCGGAGAGUACGAGCUCAGAGAAGUCUGACAAGAAAUCUCAAGAGCCUGAAGGCCAUCAAGAACAGUCACAAGAGUCCCACGACCGUUCAAGAAACCUUCAAGAGCCAGAGAGCCAUUCAAGAGUUCGAGAGCAUUUUGCUGCCACACUCUCCGAAGGAGAGCGAGAGGAUAGAGAAAUCAUUUCCCGACCGAUUCGAUCGAGCCGUUCGAACCCACCUAGCUCGUCAGAGCUUAGAGCCCUAGGGUUUACCGACGUUAGACCAUGCAGCCAUGGAGAUGUGAUGGAGAAGAGUGCCACUCCUCAAAAAGUGAUGGAGCUCUUUUCCCCUCCUCGAGUUUCCAUCAAAGCAGUGGCUCAGGGGCUGACCCUCACGGAACCGAGCAACUUUGAUCUCACAGAAGGCUGGGAUGCAUUGAACUAUCAACACCGACAAGACAUGUGGAAAGUGCUUCGGGAGCAAAAACCCGAUGUAGUGAUCAUGAGCCCAGAGUGUCGGAUGUUCAGCCAGCUCAUGUCGAUCAACCUGAGUCGGAUCCCUGUCGAGAAGUUGACGAGAGAUCAGAUGAGAGCUCUCAUUAUGCGAGCACAAGUCUACCCAGAGGACAUGGUGCAAACUGUGAUUGACGGCAUUCUAGCAGGUCCAGUGGAGUUCUCCGGCGUGGCAGCCGAUGAUCACGAUCUGAUGGAUGAAGAGGCUGAAGAUCAAGAGGAAGCUGAACCUCAGCCUCGCACCCCAGGCACCUUGCAGAGAGAUUCAUCUGUUCUCCUGACAGAGGAACAGAAGAAGAAGAUACUGCGGAUGCACCUCAACAUGGGACACCUGUCCAAGGAGCAGAUGCUUUCCAUGCUUAAGGCAGCAGGUGCUAGAGAAGGCGUCUUGAAGUUUGUCAAGGAGAAGUUCGAAUGUGAGCUGCAAGACCUCAUUGCUCAAGGAAGAUCGACGAAAGCAGGUGCUGUCGAUGUCACGACAGAAGGUACACCAGACGAUACAGGUGACGGGAAAGUUCCCUCCAUCGAGAUUGACAAGCCCAUGGUUCAGGAGUCGAUUGCUGAUGAUUUGAGAACAGCUGACACAGCAAAAGACAUCGAGUCAGAGGGGCAACAUCUUCCCCUCAGACAAGUAUCUGUUCCCAGGCCAGUCAUUCCAGAAGAAACAGAGGGCUCCGUCGCUGACACCGUGAGUGAAGCCACCGCGGGCUCCAAGAGAAAGUCUCAGCACAGUGAUCAGGACUCUGCAUCCAACAAGAAAAAGAUUGUGGAAGAGACCGUGCCGCGGUUAGAUGCACAUAGAGUCAAGCGACCAGUAGAAGACCAAGAACAAGCAAAUCUUGAGAAGAUAGCGCUAAAAACACUCAGAAGGUUGGAGCGCGAAGAGAAGAUGAGAAAGAUCAGUGAGAGGAAAGAAGCUGUCGCUUCGGCUUCCUCGGAAACACCAAAUCAGGAGACUACCUCCUCCAGUUCCAGCAUGGCAUUACAACAACCGUCCACUGAGACUUCAGCAGAUGGCUUCGCACCUCAAGACGCCUUGAUGGCGGAAUUGACAGAGCAAGGCCUCAGUUUUCUGGAGCUCAAGAUUGAGGACUCGUGUCUGAUGACCAAGCCUGUCAAAACGAAAUCUCAAGAAUUUGACAUGAAGCUUGCCACGGAUGAGGAGAAGAAAGGCUUCAAGGCUUCCGACGAGGCCGAGUGGAAGACCAUACUGGACCUGAAGGCAGUCGAGGUGCUAAACCCUGCUGAGUCGAGGAAGGUUCGUCGUGAUCAUCCGCAUCGCAUUCUUCCAUCUCGGUUUGUCAGAAGAAAGAAGCCUAUGCCGGGACUGGGACAGUGGAAAUUCAAAUCCAGAUGGUGUGUGCUAGGUCACUGUGACCCUGACACUGGUUCAUAUUCGACGUAUUCUCCCAUGCCUAUGACAGAGAGCAUCUCUAUUUUCUUCCAGUUGUGCACCAACAUGGACAUGUCUGUCACGUUUUGUGACGUGACACAAGCAUUUUGUCAGUCAGAGCCUCUUGAUAGACCGGAAGGAGACUUGUAUGUUGAAGCUUGCGAGGGCCUAGGUCUUCCAGAAGGCACAGUCAUUCGACUGGUGGCUCCAGUGUACGGGCUUGAAGACGCCCCCCUCCGAUGGCAUCAGACGGUCAUCAAUUUUCUACGCUCGCUAGGCUUCGAGAGGAGUCUCUUGGAACCAUGCUGGUAUGUGAGAAGGGAUGCCAGACAUGAGGUCGAGGCCAUGAUUCUGGUAGAAGUUGACGACCUGAAUGUGGCCGCCAGGAAAGACGUCAAAGAUGAACUCCUUUUAGCUCUGAAUCAGCGUUUCCGCUUUGGGAAGAUGGAAUAUGAUGAGGCAGACUUCGCUGGGAGACACGUUCGAGUUCUUCCUGGAAGAAUCGAGAUGAACCAGGAGAAGUACAUCAUCGAGAAACUUCAUCCUCUUAAGCUGCCUCUUGGUCGCAAGGGCGACAAGUCAAGCAGACUGAAACCGGAUGAGUUUGAAGCUUUUAGAUCCAUGCUUUACAAGGUCGCAUGGGUCGCACACCAGACUAGGCCAGAAGCUGCAGGAGUCGUGAGUAUUUUGUCUUCCAGGCUGAAAGAAGGAACCAUUGAAGAUGUCUCAUGCCUGAACAAGCUCAUUCAACAUCUCAGAAAUACUGCACAGCAAUCGCUCACCUUGCAUCGCUUCAGCAAUGAUAAGAUGAUCCUCAUUGCCGCCUCAGAUGCCGGUGGCGUGGACAGUCUACCUCCUGACAAGUCCUCAGAGAUAGACAAUGUUCAAGGAGCGUGGAUAAUCAUGGCUGCUGACAGACUUCCUAGCGCGAAUCAGAGAAUCAAGGUUAGCAUUUUGAGCUGGAGAUCAUCGAAGCUAAGACGGAGAGUCGCAUCAACACUUGCCAGUGAAGCGCUAGCCUUUAGUCAGUCACUGAGUGAAGUAGAAUGGAUUCAGAUCAUGAUUAGAGACAUCAUCAAAGGUGAUGUCAAAAGGACAGACUGGACCGAGUCUCUGACACCAUAUGUUCCAGUUUUGAAGGAAAACUGCGAAUUGGCAGAGAAGUUAGAGCAGUGUCAUGUCACGGAUGCCAAGAGCCUGUUUGAUGCCUUGAAGAAAGAAUCUCCCAUGUCUAGACAGGACAGACGCACCUCGGUCGAGCUCAGCAUAAUUUUAGAAGCUCUUCAGAAAGCUAGAAGUGUGAUCAGAUGGGCUCCUCAUCCACGAAUGGUAGCCGAUGGGCUUACUAAAGCCGAUAUCACACGCACAAAUGGUGCAUUAGAAGAACUGCUGCGGACCUCUCGCCUCACCCUCUGGGAUGAGAAGCAAGAGCUGAAUCUUCGUAAAGAUGAUCCAGCUGCGAAAGGACGAUCGAGAAGAGCGUCCACCAGACACCGUUCGCUGGAGGCCAGUGAAGAGUCCUUCGUUCUUUUGAGUCGAAUCAACAAGAACUUAGGGGUGCUGUCUCAGGUUACCUUCUUUUGA
Molecule: messenger RNA, 7251 nt
Organism: Durusdinium trenchii
Lineage: Eukaryota; Dinophyceae; Suessiales; Symbiodiniaceae
Source: the annotation of a GenBank genome assembly